Molecule: messenger RNA, 1867 nt
Organism: Lotus japonicus
Lineage: Eukaryota; Viridiplantae; Streptophyta; Magnoliopsida; Fabales; Fabaceae
Product: NADH kinase
Exons: 5
Coding region: 373-1281 (302 amino acids)
Biological process (GO): NAD+ metabolic process; NADP+ biosynthetic process
Molecular function (GO): NAD+ kinase activity
Source: RefSeq, a predicted model, not a curated record
AUACAUUCUCAUACUAUCCCAUUUGGACAUUUUUUCCGCAUUUAUGAUUGUGUAAUGUAUAAUUAUAUUCCGCACUUAUAUUUGCGGUGUAUAAGGUGUAUAAUUAGUUCCCAUAGAUAUAAGUGCAUCAAUUUGGAUGGUGAAAAAAUGUGAGUUUGGUAGCAAAAUCAAUGGCAACUAGUUUUGGUUUUUUCUUUUAAAUUUUAAACAUAAAACAAAAAUAUAUGUCUUUUGUAAAAUAAAAUAAAAUAAAAUUGGGUGUAAAAAAAUAUAAUAGAAAAAUCAUCUUCAAAAGAAACAGAGUUGCUGCUUGUUUAUGUUUGCAUUGCUCAAAUUCUUUUGAGGAGAAUCAAGAGAUCAAACCAAGCGGUGAUGAAGAGAUUGCUACUGCUGCUAAAACCCUUCAGCGUUUCGGCACCACCUCCCCACACUCACCCUCAGAUCUUACACUUCUUGGAUAGUAGGCGUAAGGUGCACCAUGAUACCAUAAACUUUUGUGAAGCAAUUUUAAAGAAAAAGUCAGUUGAAUGGAAAGCUGUGCCACGUAACAACUUGUCACAGCCAAUCAAUGAAGUGGACUUGGUUGUUACAGUUGGUGGUGACGGAACUCUUCUGCAGGCCAGCCAUUUCAUGGAUGACAAAAUUCCUGUUCUUGGAGUGAAUUCUGACCCUACGCGGAUUGACGAGGUGGAACAGUUCAGCAGUGAGUUUGAUGCUAGCAGAAGCACUGGCCAUCUUUGUGCUGCAACUGCUGAAAACUUUGAACAGGUCUUAGAUGGUAUACUUGAAGAUCAAAUUGUUCCUUCCAAGUUGACAAGGAUAAAGAUAUCUGUUAAUACACGAGACUUGUCAACUUAUGCUCUAAAUGAUAUCUUAGUUGCACAUCCAUGUCCUGCUGCACUUUCUAGGUUCUCCUUCAGAAUCAUGAAGGAUGGUCAGCCAGGUUCACGACUAGUUAACUGCAGAUCAAGUGGUCUAAGAGUUUCAACAGCUGCUGGUUCAACAGCUGCAAUGCUUUCAGCUGGUGGAUUUCCAAUGCCCAUUUUAUCUCAGGAUCUCCAGUACAUGGUAAGGGAGCCUAUUUCACCGGGGGCAGUGUCAGACUCUAUGCAUGGACUGAUCAAAGAUGACAAUACACUGAACACUAAUUGGUCUUGUGGAAAAGGUGUGAUAUAUAUUGAUGGUUCUCAUAUCAACUAUACUGUCGAAGAUGGGGAUAUCAUUGAGAUAUCUUCCAAAGCUCCGAGUCUGAAAGUUUUCUUGCCCGAUCACUUGUUAUGAUCAGAAAACAUGUGAAUUAAAGUGAAUGCGGCACCAUAUGAUUUUGAAGAGGAUUAACAAAUUUUAUUGGAGGAUCUGGGUGUGCAAUGCAAAAAAGUUAGGCCACAUGAGCUCAGAUAACUUUAAGCUUGCAAUGCCGCACACCUUCUUAAGGAUUGAGCUACAAAUACAUUUCAGAGUCUCAUACAUUAAUAUCCAGAUUCCAAGUCCUGAAGAUGAAGCAGAAUUUACUUUGAAACUGACGAGGAUAAAGUUUCUCAUAAGCUUCAACUGGAGUAGUUUCUUAAUGGGCAGUCUUGCAGUUCAUCAUCUCCAGGGCUUUUUGCUGAUAAUAUUUCAUUAAUUCUUAUAAUCCUUUGGUAGGACAGUUUAUUGGUCUCCCUGGAGGGAUCAAGAGUUUAUGUUAGACCCCUUGUCCUUAAUGUUAAAAACUAGCCAUCUUGAACUUGUUUACUGUAUUUUGGUACUAAUAGCUGUAAAGAAUGCCUUUGCAAUUCAUAUGCAUGGCCAAAGGGAACUCUUUUGUAACACGAAGAUUAACAUUUUUGGACUGAUACAGACCAAGGUCAUGUUGAAAUUAUGUUUC